UUGAAAACGACAGUCUAUUGAUUGAAUAACAGUUAAAGUUAUAAAAUGGCUGCUCAGCUUCAGUACUUUAAGAAGGCGUUUUUUCUUUCCUUGGUUUUAGUAUCCAUCUCUCACCAUGUUAAUGCUGCCGUUGGACAAGAUGAAAAAUGUAUUGUGGACAAAACCAAGCCCGCGUCAGAGGAGGGUAACUACAUGGACUGCACGGACGAAACUCUGGUGGCCCAGGGCAAGACGGACUGCUGCGCCCAGGACGGGUCGGUGGGCUGCUGCAAGCCCGGGGAGAGAUGGGGCAAAAUGAUCGCCAUUGGAGUGGGCAUAAGUGUGACCUUUAUCGUCCUCGCUCUCCUGUAUAUUUAUCUGUUUUGGUGCAAAAGAGGCACAGUACCAUUUCUGGACCGACUGUUUGAUAGAGCCAAGGCAAAAUACUACGCUGCGGAAGAUGCUAUGCCGUGCUGUGCCAGUAGGACAGAGCAGAGGAAACAGGCUGCAGAGAUCAUGGCCAAGUCCAAGGACCAGCCGGCGCUGUCCCUCCCCGAGGACGUGCAUGACGAAACGUCCAAGGACCGCUGGUGGGACGGGCAGUUCAUCAAGAACGAAUAAACACAGACAGAAACACGGACAUCGCUGGCAAAAUUUUAUCAGUUACACAUCAAAAUGUCAUAUAAUUACAUAGCUAAAUUUAUCACUAUUAGGUGGAUAAACUAUAUUUUAUGUUACCUUCAAAGCCAUUCUCUUGUUUGUCUAUUUAAAUGAUGAAUACAGUACAAAACAGUUUAUAGUAAUCCCUGAACAGUAAAACCUGGUUAAUCCAAAUCUUGUGUAUUUCCAGCUAUUCAGACAUGCAUACGUAAACUUAUUUAUAGAGUUAAUUGUUUUAAAUAUUUUUGUUUCUUGGCAAAAGUAUAUAUUUCUAUACAUGAAAAACUUUUUGUAUAAAGUGUCCCUAUCCUAAAGUCAACAGUGCAUGCUAGCACAACAAUGUUGCUUUUCAUUAAAUGUGCAUAUAUUACUUAAACUGUAUAUCCAUAAAACAGAAAAGAAUGUAUCUCUUUGUUUAUUAAAUUACCAGGAAGAUAUAUCUUCCACAUCACUGGUAACAUUGAAUUCAAAAAAGCAUCCAAUUUCAACUGUGCUUCACAACGUCUUAACAGUAUUACUUUUCCUUAUUAAAUGAUUCCUUUUUAAAAAUACCAAAUAGAGCAGUAUUAACAAGAGCUUGGACAUUGGGCAGUAUGUGUCAAACUUUAGUUUGAUGAAGGCAGGGUCU
Molecule: messenger RNA, 1267 nt
Organism: Magallana angulata
Lineage: Eukaryota; Metazoa; Mollusca; Bivalvia; Ostreida; Ostreidae
Exons: 4
Coding region: 46-600 (184 amino acids)
Source: RefSeq, a predicted model, not a curated record